Messenger RNA from Acanthamoeba castellanii str. Neff, 2130 nucleotides. RefSeq names its product Mak10 subunit, NatC N(alpha)terminal acetyltransferase. The transcript has 23 exons. Gene Ontology annotation, cellular component: NatC complex. The coding region runs from base 1 to 2130 and encodes 709 amino acids. The record is from RefSeq and is a predicted model, not a curated record. Gene Ontology annotation, biological process: N-terminal peptidyl-methionine acetylation. Lineage: Eukaryota; Discosea; Longamoebia; Acanthamoebidae.
AUGGAGGCUGCCAAGGCGACAGGCGAGUCCAUCGCACCGACUGUGGAGCAGGAGAAGGCCGUGGCGGGCUUCGAGAGCGACCAGCCACCCGAUGCCUACACCGAGUGGGUGGCCGUUGAUGGUGACCUCUUUGCUGCCGCGGAAGACAUGGAGCUGGGCCAGCUGCUGCAGGCAUCCGGCUUCGGCCUGCUCGAGGCCAUGUCCGCCAUCGAGAUUAUGGACCCGAAGAUGGACAGCGGCAUUGAUGCGGAGGGCGUCUACACCUUUGAGGAGGCCCAGAAAGCCAACCUCCUGCCGGCCGAGCUCACCAUCCCGCAGGUCAUUGCCAUCAUGGACAAGGCGCUCUGCUGCGAGCUCUCGUGGUACACGGGCUACAAUCUCGCUCAAACGGUGCUGACGUGUCUGUACGCACACAAGCCCCAGGCAGUGCCCAACCGGUGGCUCAAAACGUAUGCCUGCUCGGUCACAAAGACCUGCGAUGAAGUCCGCACGAUGGUCAUGAACGCAGAUGUCUACGAAGAAGGCGAUUUCCUGACCAGCACCUUUGGGUUUGCACUCGGAUCGGACCUUGAUCGAAGUAAGCUGCUCACCGAGCUCAAGGAAGUCGAGGAGGACCUCCAGAACAAAGUGAAGCUUCGCAAGGGACAAACGAAAGGCCUUCCCAAGAACACUAGCCCACUGCAGGCCGAUGCCUCCAAAGAAAUUCAGUACUGCGAAGCGCUCCUCGCCAGGUUCAGACUCCGCAAGUCCUUCCUGGUCAUGUUGCAGCUCAUGGACCAGAACGCCGGCGAAGGCCUGCCGGGCGCCAAGCGCGCCAUCGAGGCCGCUCUCUCACAUCUACCCCUCAUUCUCAAGUCUCAAUCGCUGGGUGGCGACAUCCCUGAGCACAUUUUUGACCCUCGUGCCGGCCGAAGGAUGCCGGUGUCUGUGCCCCCGCGAGUGAUCGACAUCCUCUCGGUGUCCGACGGCGUGGCCUACCUCCAGACCAUUUUGAAUAACCAUCUUCGUUUGUGUGACGCGAUCGAGGAAGUCAAUGCGAGCUCGGGUAAAGGACUCGUGGGAAGGGACGAGCUCUCUGCCCUGCAAGACUUUGUCAUCUCGGUCUCCGCGCGAGACCCGGACAUCCUUACGCGGUCCCGCAUGAGGCUCCUGUGCUUCCACAGCCGCAAAUUCCUGGGCCAGCGCGACAUGCAUGACGUCAUUCGAGAGAGCAUGAAGGCCUUCCCCCUCCCCACGGGAGUGGUGGAGCAUGCGUUGGGCGUUUCUACGCUGGACAAGAUCGGUCGGGUGCUUGCGCAGCAAUUCCGCAUCCUGUCCUACAACCUGGCGCGCCAAAGGCGAAAGUUGCUGCGGUCUCUCGACGAUUGGUCUGUGCUCGUGCACGACGCCGACAUGGUGGACGCCCUCAUCGACCAGAAGCAGAGAGAGCGAAUGAAGCGAGGCAUGCCCGAGGGCGUGACCUACUGGUGGAGCUCCUGGGUGGUGAGCCAAACGUUCCCAGUCCUGCGGCAAUACCUGCUCUCCGGAUUUGACCUGGGGCUUUACCAGCCGGCCGAGUACCCGAUGAUCUAUUGGUACCUGGACUACCUCCUCGGGAUGCACAUCCGAACGCAGGUCCAAAUGCGCGAUGCCACCAAGCAGCAGACCGGCACCACCAUGUCCAACGACCUGUGGCCGAGCGGCGAGCUGCUGCCGGAAGGGGAAAGCUGGCGCACGCAAGCAGCAACUAACCGUCCGUCCAUCUCCACACAGCCCGCCGGCAAGGUGGCCAACGAAGCUGAGCCGACGGGGCCGGGUAGCACGCUGGCCACCCUCGACUUCUCGGCUCGUCAGCUGACCACCUACGCUCACCAUCAGCUAGCCCAGGGACUCUACCGCUUCCUGGUUGGGCUGGGCGUGCACCAGGGGCGUUCCCUGACGGACAAGACCGAUGGCUCAGACGCCUGGUCAACCCGCCCGCCCUGCACCCGGAUCACUACAUCAACCUCACCAACGAACUCAUCGAGAAGCAUCGGACCGCGGAGGGCAUCUACACGUCGGCUUCCGACGCCUUCAAGGAGGCCAAGGCCGCGCUUGGCAUGGCCGUCAGCCACGCCUACCCUCCUCCGCCGGUGCUUGUCGAGGAGCUGA